AUGGACCGCAUCAAGAAACAACAAUUGAAAAAACCUCUCCUCCUCUGGUUGCAAGGUGGGCCCGGAAAAUCGUCACUAUUCGGCCAGUUCCUUGAAAAUGGGCCCCUGGGAAUCAACGCUUCCGGGGGAUUAUAUUAUAGAAAUCAUAGCCUGACCGAAGAGUUCAACGUUGUCUACUUGGAUCAACCUGUAGGAUCGGGAUUCAGUUUCGACGAACGAAAAGAGUAUCCCUCUACACUUGAUGAGGCAACUACACACGUCAUGAGAUUCCUGAGGCGCUUACUGCGGCUUUUUCCUGAAUUCUACGGACGAAGUUUCUACAUCGCCGGAGAGUCGUACGGAGCACGAUCGGCCAUUGCAAUAGCACAGAGAGUGUUGACACGGAACUUUUGGCAGCUUCCACUGCGUCUAAAGGGAGUUAUGCUUGGCGUCGGCUUUCUCUUUCCGCUAUUAGAAUUAAUUAACUCAACCGAUUACCUUUACUACUCUGGACUGCUCGACGAUUACGGCCAAAGUUUGUUUGCCAAACGAUUUGACCAUAUUCAAGGCCUCGUAAAAGCUAAGAAUUAUACCCUAGCGGCUGCGUUGCUGAGCCAAACCGUUCUCAAUUUGCGGUCCGGCAAGAACGCAAGCUUAUUUCAAAAUCUAACCGGUUUCAAGCACCACGGAAGUAUCAUAAGGCCUGACAGACCCCCAGAAGUUAUAGAAUAUAUGAAAUACGCAAACAGUGAAGAUUUCAAGAAGAUAAUCCACGUAAAUACUUCCAGGCAACUAGAUGGCACGCGGAUGGCGAUAGCAACACAACUAGCUGUAGGAGAUUUUUUCGUCGACCAUAACGAAACGUUACUGUCUGUUAUCAACAAUAGGCACGCGCUUUUAUACACAGCACAGUUGGACGCUGUGUUUCCGGCUGUAAACAUUGAACGCUGCUUCGAAAACCUGGACUGGCGAGGUAAGAAGCACUUUAAAGAGGCUAAGCGCACUUUCUGGCACCGAGACGGUAAUUCUUCACUCGAGGUGCUCGGUUACGAGAAAAGAGCUGGCGCAGUGAUGUUUAACACCGUGCUCGCUGCUGGCCAUUAUGUGUCCUUUGAUCAAUCACCUGCAAUAAGCUAUUUGUAUAGCCGGUUCUUGAAUUUCACCAAAAUGAAGCCUCCUGACGCUAGCAAGGACGCGUCACCAUCCGCAACAGAUAAUGUGUCCAGGUGCAUCGAAUAGGCUCUGCAAGUUAUGUGAGAAAUAAACAAUGGUUGUGUGCUUAAAAACCGCGUUAAUACAUGGUGCUCGCUAUAAAGAUUCUUUUUUGUCGUUUGAGUGAGUUUGGCGUGACCUUAAAGCCCUUUCGGCGCAGUUUGCAUAUAAAUGCUACAUUCUGUCAUUAAAAACAAAGUAGAAUUCAGCAAAUAAGCAGGCGCAUGUAAGAGGAACUAAAUAACAAAGGUAAAUGAUUCCUCCACUUAUCUAUUGUAAACAAGAUGUGUCGUGUUUGACGUCACCGACUCUGGGCCUCUGCCCGCCAUCCACAGAACCGUUUGUGAAAAGGCUGAGAUAACCUCUUAACUUACAGCCUUCCUCAGAACAGCAAGCAAUGAACUUUUCACGAAGGUUCAAUAUCUACGGGUGUUGCAAAUUCGAAGCAGUUCUUGUAACAUGAUCCAGUGUUUAAGAAAUUGAUCAUACGGGCGAACGUUUACUACUGGGUUCAGCGAAACUAGUAGCCCUCCUGUUUUUUUCGAUAAUUUAUUCCCUCUAAAUUUAUAC
Molecule: messenger RNA, 1761 nt
Organism: Rhipicephalus sanguineus (brown dog tick)
Lineage: Eukaryota; Metazoa; Arthropoda; Arachnida; Ixodida; Ixodidae
Product: probable serine carboxypeptidase CPVL
Exons: 3
Coding region: 1-1218 (405 amino acids)
Biological process (GO): proteolysis
Molecular function (GO): serine-type carboxypeptidase activity
Source: RefSeq, a predicted model, not a curated record